UUGGCAACACCUUGGUGCAAAAAAUUGUGUAGGUCGCCGCCCGCGAACAGUUAAUAAGAAUAUAAAUUGUAUAAUUUAAUUAAGUGCUAUUUCGCCUAAGUCAAACUUAGAACCAAAUUACAGGCGUUAACCAGAGAUUUCUGCCAGAGAACAAAAUUUUUACACUUGUCGCACCUGCGGGGACUGGAAAAUCAAUCGCCCGACCCCUUCUGUUGUUCUGCUGGUGGUUCUGUGUGUGUGCUUGCAAAGCGGCUGCAGUAGUCUGGCAUUUAAUUAAAACUACAGCAGAGGCCAGCGGAAAGACUGGGAGUUAUCGUGGGGCAUUGGCUUUCACUUGAAGUCGCAGGCACCCAAAUACGGCUCGCUAGUGAAAGCUGGCAAAGAUUUCUUUGUUCCAGGUCGUUUAGACGCGAGCCAUGGCCGUUAGCUUUGAAAAGAAUCGGUCCCAGAUCGUGGCGGCAUGGAAGGAUGUGCUGGACGACAAAAGCGGUACUAACUGGUCCUUGUUCGGCUACGAGGGUCAGACCAACGAACUGAAGGUCGUGGGCACCGGCGACGGCGGAGUGGAGGAGCUGACGGAAGACCUUAACAGCGGCAAGAUAAUGUACGCUUUCGUCCGCAUAGAGGACCCGAAAACUGGCCUCAAAUACUUACUCAUCAACUGGCAGGGAGAGGGCGCACCAGUGCUACGCAAAGGCACUUGUGCCAACCACAUCCGUGACGUGGGCAACCUUCUUUCAGGGGCCCACCUGACUAUUAACGCCCGCAACGAGGAUGACAUCGACUUGGAACGGCUUCUCAAGAAAUUGAGCACUGUGAGCUCAGCUUACAGCUUUAAAGAGCCGCGUGGAGUCACAGAGGAACAGAAGGCGCCGGUUGGGACCAACUAUACCAGAGUCAUUCCCACCAAAGAGCUCAACGCCAGUGUCAUGCAGGACUUCUGGAAGAAGGAGGAAGCCGAGGAGAAGCGGCGUCUAGAGGCGGAGAAAGAAGCAAAGCGUAUGGAGUUGCAAAAGCUAGCUGAACAACGCAGCCGCGAAGAGAAGGAGCAUAAGGAGCGGGAAAAGUUGGUUAUAAGCAGCACCAAGCUCCAGCCGGCUCAUGUUCCCAUAAAAACCUCCCCGCAGCCACUUAGUCCGGAGAAGACUGCACCAGGGUUUGCCAAUAAUCUGACGGAUGCGGAGCGCAUGCGUCAGGCAAGGAACCAGGAAGCCCGCGAAUUGAUUGGCUCGCGUGGUGCUGCCAAGGCCAUGUUCACUAAGCACACCAGUGAGGGCCAACUUCAGUCCAAGCUCAACACGCAACCACCAGCGAAACCCGCACGCAACUCUAUUGCUCAGCGUAUAAACGUAUUUAACCAAAAUCAGCCUCAAGACGCAUCUGUGCCUUCACCACCACGCGCAGUAUCUCCCGCCCAACCACUGCCAGUGGAGACUCCUGCAUCAGUGGUUGCUGCCCCUGUGGCUGCCGAGGUUGUCUCGGCAAUUGCCGAGGUGGAGGAGACUCAACCGGUAGACGACUUACCGCUGGCUCACGAGAGCGAGCAGUUCUCGACCAUCAAGCGAUCGCCACACAGCAAAACAAACUCACUGCAAUCGCAGUCUCCCGAUGAGACAACGUCUUCUAAUGAAACCGACACGGCCGUGUACCAGGAGCAGGAGGAGGAAGUGCGCACCAAAGUGUCGGUCACAGUGCAGCAAUCUCAAUCGACGAAGACUAGCGGCCUUAGCACGUUAGAAAGAAAUGCCCUGACAGAUCUGGUGAACGAAGACGAUUUCAUUUGCCAAGAAAGCCUUGGCGAUUUGGGUCUGCGAGCUCGAGCUCUUUACGACUAUCAAGCUGCCGACGAGUCGGAGAUUACGUUUGAUCCGGGCGAUGUCAUUACACAUAUCGAUCAAAUCGAUGAGGGAUGGUGGCAGGGCCUGGGCCCUGAUGGAACCUAUGGACUGUUUCCGGCAAAUUAUGUCGAGAUAAUCAACUAGGCGAGUUUCCAAUUGCCAAGCAGCUGGGAAAUCUACACCAACAGCAGGUAGCUUCUAGCUUCUGCAUUUUAGAUCCGGACUAUAGCUACUUAAACACAUUGCCCGUACUACACACUCUUGAACAAUAAUGGGAUAAACCUAAGAGAUUCAACGAUGACUAUAUGCGACUAUAAGAUUUUUAUAGUACACGACGCGUCUGUUUUGUAUCAACAUACCCACAUAUAUAUACAUAUAUCGUAAUCGUAUACUCCCUGCCAACCAUUCAUUUGUUGUUCCCAUAUUUGUGUAUACAUACAUACUAUAUCAUUGUUUUGGCUUUGAUUGCAGAAGCCGUGUUGCGUCCUUUUAAAAUGUUCUUAAGAUAUCUAUUAUAUAGAGUUUCGCCACUCAGUCAGUAUUUAAGAUGCGCUCCAUCCCAGAUCCCGGGGCUUUUUGUAUACAUAUUGUAAUUGUAAUUUUAAUAUCGAUGAGAAUUAUAAAACCUUUCGAUAAUAAAUUUUGGUAAUUGUGCAACAAUAAAAA
Molecule: messenger RNA, 2504 nt
Organism: Drosophila serrata
Lineage: Eukaryota; Metazoa; Arthropoda; Insecta; Diptera; Drosophilidae
Gene: Abp1
Product: Actin binding protein 1
Biological process (GO): regulation of actin filament polymerization; positive regulation of axon extension; postsynaptic actin cytoskeleton organization
Cellular component (GO): postsynaptic membrane; cortical actin cytoskeleton; actin filament
Molecular function (GO): actin filament binding
Source: RefSeq, a predicted model, not a curated record